AUGGCAUUCCCUAUACCUCAAACACCUCCAACACCCUCACCAGUCGUUUUUAAGAAUGCUUCACUCAAGGUGAAGCCUCUUUCUUUUCCGGAUAGUAACGUUGACCAGGAAGCCUUUAAGCCGGGCGACGGUACUUGUCCGCCAGAAGUUAUGUCAAAAAUUCUAAAGGACCACUUUCACUACCUCGAACAAUGUUUAGAUAUUUACGAUAGUAGGAGACCAUCAAAAUCUAAAGAAAAACAGAAAGAAUUGAUUUCCGCUGCUGCUGUGCCCUCGAAAACACAAUUUGAACUUGAUCCAAAAGACGUUGGCGGUUUGCUUGAAGUGGAUGAUCGAGAUGAAUGUAUCGCACUUAUUGACAGCUUCAAAACAGAAUAUGAGAAUUGGCCUGGGUAUGACAGCGAAGAAUUACGGCGUAACAUUAUUAUGCAUUAUUUUGAUGAGCGCCUUUCUAUUCUUAUGAUUGUAUGUCACUUGUUUCGUCUCGAAAAUGAUCAAGAAUCGAUUUACCAUGAAUUGGCUAAAGAUUUAAUAGAUAGAUUUCAAUGGGAUGCUUUCUCGGAUCGAAUAUAUCAACAGUUCAAGAGGCAGUUCACCAACGGAACACCUAAAAAUUGGGAUUCUAAAUUGUGGACUAUGCAAUCACUAAAAGAACAAAAAAGCUGUCUGGAAAUAUUAUUUCUAAUCUAUUAUCUUCAUAUUCCCUGCCCUCCCAAACGUGCAUUUGAAAUUAUUGAGCAUUUUAAUCAGAUAAAGUUUGGCCUAAAACAACCGCCUGAACUCGUUAUUGACUCCUCAGUUAGUCCGUAUGUGACAUAUGUAAAUCAUGUAUGUCAAGUAUUAAUGGUUGAAGUUCUUCGUGAGCCAAACUUCAAAAAUGCUGUAUUGGAAGAAAAUCCCCGGGAGGAUACUUUAUUCCAUUCACCAUCAGGAAUAAUGCAAAUAAAUGAAUUAGCUCAUGACAUGGAUCAAGAUUAUUCAUAUGGUGUUUUCCUGAUUUGCUGGUCUUGUUAUUUGCAGCAUUUACAACAACUUUUUGAAGGAGGAAACGUGCCCGCAACUUACGGAGAUGUGGAAAGCUUCGCAACUGAUUCAGCUUUAAUUCAUGGUAAUAAAGCUAUAGCGCUAGAAGUAUUUGCUUAUAUCUUAGAAAUAGUCAAAGGUCCCUGUUUUCAAUCGGAUGAUCCAAACUUUGGUGGCUAUGCAACAGUUAUGAGAGAAUUAUUUGUUUCACUUUUAGAGGCGAUUGACCCUAGUAUGUUACCUACUCGGAAUUAUGAGCUAUUUGUAGAGGCUUUUGCAGAACUUCACAAGAUUGAUGAUGGCUUCGCGACUUUAUUGUGGAUUGAAUACCAACAGAAUGGGCCUUCGAAAUUGAUACUGGACACCGCUCUGCAGCGAUUCCCGCAAGAGUUUCGUCCUUUUAUCCAAUUGAUGACGGCUCUAUCAUCUGAAGAAGAAUCAGCAUUUGCAGUAUUUGACCAUCUUCACUCAGUCCCCACUUGUACAACCAAAUUUAAUACUGAUUUGAAUCAAAACUUGGAAGGAUCCGGCAUUAAUGUGAGAUCAAUCAAUCCGAUUUCAGUAUUUGAUGAUGCAUUAUACAAAAAUUCUUUAGUAAUUCCACCAGGUACAACUGGAGUUAUAAGUAAAAAACUAGACGGAAGCAUGAUAAUUCGAUGGAAUUUCCAGUAUUCCGCAUGGCACUUAUUUGCUAAAAUGUUGCAGUCGUUUUCACAUUCAAACAUUGGUAACUUUACUGAUGAACUCUUGUUAUCACGGGACUCAAGGGUUUCAAUGAUUUCGGACAUUUUAGAUUUGCUGAAAACAAUACUGAAAAAUAACAGCGUUAUCCCAGUGUAUUUGGCAACCCAUUGGAACGCUGACGGAGAUCUCGAUUGUUUGCAAAUGCUCUAUCAACUUUUACUUUACGUGUCUCAUGUCACUCCAUUGCCAAUUUAUUUAAUUGGUUCUUCUAUGGAAUGCUUUAGUGUCUUUGUUAGGGAUCGCCCGCAUGAAGCUUAUUAUUAUUUCUCGACAGCAAAAUUAUUUUCGCAAGAACACAGCCUCGAAAGGAUCUCUCGUGGUUUUCAACCUUAUGGACAUUUGCAAUUUAUGUUGAUGCAUGUGGAGAGUGCUCAAGGAAGAUAUCCGAUUACCAUUGCUCUUUUAAACUUUACAAUAGAAGUAAUAUCAAAGGCUCAUCAAUUUCCAACACAAUAUAAUUCAGAAUUUGAAAAAUUGCAAAACGAGAUUCUUUCUUCUUGCUUAUCGUACAUCACUAAUCUAAUAUUCACGUCUUAUGAUAAUUGGCGAUAUGUGAAUAUUGAAGAUAGGUUCCUUAUAGGAUCUAAAAUUUAUGAAAUAUUCAAUAGAGUGUUGGUGCGCUCUGCGUAUCCCAGCGAAAUGCCGAAAUUCGACGAUCCUAUGUUGGAUUAUGCUGGAAAUCCUAUGGGCUCUAUUCAACAGGAAUUGGUGUUUAAAUUUCUGUUUAAUGGAGGAAUCCACCAAAUCUCGCCGUUAUUAUUGAUAGUUCAACGCGGAAACGAGUUUAUUCAACAAUACGAGAAAGCAAAUGCAAUUCGAAUAGCUGAUCAAAUCAAAAAAACGCUGGAAUUGGCAUUGACUUUCUUGUCACGUUUGUUGAGAAUAAGAAAGAUUGUAAACGGUUCAGUUUCGUUACUUGAGCAUAUCUUAUUGGGGAAAAAUGGAGGAGUUAAAGAUAGUCGUGGAUUUUUAUACGUAAUUGCAACAUACAUCAAUUAUUCUUACAAAAUGGAGGUACCCACCAUUGCCACGGACAUAUUAAUAUUGCUGGUUUGUACAGCAGCUGAGUUGCAUCCACCAUUACCAUCUUUAUGGGGCUAUUUUGGAGACGAGCGGGAAACUAGAAAUCUUGAAAAUUCAUUUAUUCAUCAUCUUAAAAAUCGAGAUUUUCCUCAAAUGCAAUUAGCGAUUCUAAAUUUUUUAACGGUUUCUGCGGAUUAUCGUUUUGGAUUAUUUAUUGAUAAUAAUACGACGUCUGAUAACAUCGUCACGGCAACAGGAUCAACAAAUUCACCAUCCUCUAAAAACAAUAACGAGAACACUGCCACGCCAACUAAAAAACAUAUUUCAAUUGUAAGAAUAGCUCUUGAUAUGCUUAACGAUUGGAAAACCAUUCAACAGUCAACACCAACUGUGCUUUUAGCUUUAUUAAGAUUGAUAAAUGCCAUCUGGAAAAAUGGAUUAUAUUACGAAAAAUUAUUGCAAAGAUUGCGAAAAAAUGAUAAACUUUGGUCCAACUUCUCUGCAAUAUUAUUUGCAGAUCUCGAAACAAUUCCCGAUGAUUGGAAUGGGUUCUACGCAACUGCUGAUCGAUUCAUUAGCAAUACAAACGAGAGCAUUAUCGAAGUAUAUGUGAAUAUCUGCAUUAAAGCAUAUGUAUUGAACAUCAUAAGUUACGAGGAUGACCUAAGCUUUCAAAAUUCGAAUGGUGAAAAUGAAAUUAACAAAGGAAAAAAUAUAAAAGAAGUUUUAGCGUCAUCAGCUGGUCUCGAGCUAAUUUUAAAGAACAUAAAAGAAAACGAUAAGUUAUUGGAAUGGUUAAAAGAAUUCACACAGAUUGAUUACGAUCCGAGAUUUGAUCAACGUUGUCUAGAAUUAAAAGAGAUCAUUCCAACUUUUAACUUCGAGGAGUUGCGAGUAUUGAAUUGGAAUGAGGAUUAUGAUAUAACUCGAAGUUAUGGUGACAACUAUCUUUACGAUGUAGUUGCAACUUAUAAAUUAGCAUCUGUAAUGGGCGUAGAUGAAAAUUAUAUGAUCGAUAUAAUGACGCGUCUAUGUCAAAGCAGCCAUAAUUGGUCACGAACAGACGCACAGGUGGUUCUUUUUCGUUCUUUUAAAGGAUUCAUUGAGGUGUUGUCCGGCACACUGGGCAAGAUUUUUUGGGAAUCGAAAAGCAAAAAAGACGUGAGAUGGGAUGUUUUAUUAUAUAUUUCUGAUAUAAUAGCGAAUGAAAAGCGGGUCGGUAGUGUGAUAAGAAUAAUCCGAAAUGACAUGGCCAAUUUAUUAUUAACAUUACUUGAACAGACACCACUUGCCAAUCAACCAAAUGAUAGUACAUUGUUUGGAAAGUUGUUGUUAAAAUUGCACAAGGCCAUUACGAAUGAUGUCGAUUCAAUUGAAGAUUCAAUAAAGGGCAAAGUUCAGCCUGCAUUUCAUAAACCUUUCUUGAACUCUACAUUGUUCGCAUUGCGUGGAAUUGUUGAUGGAAUGGAUGACUCAUUAAGCAAAGAUCACGACAUCUUUUGGAGAUUCAGAGACACCUGUCAUCGACUUCUCGCGCGAAUUUGCACAAUUUUGAAUAAAUACCCAUUAAAAGAGAUUGAGGAUGAAGAUAUUGCUACAUUGAUAGCAAUAAUUGAAAAGAUACUUAAUCCAAAGUGCAUAUCUGAUAAUCAUAUAUGGAUGCCAAUUCUCGAGCAAUGUAACGUAAUCCCUAUGCUGCUCGAUAUAUUCUCCCACUCUAUCUCGAUUCCUCGUAAAGACCGUCCUUCUUACGCAACAAAUGCGAUGGAUCUUAUAUUAUUGCUUAACAAGUUUCCACUUGCUGCUAAUAAAUUGGAAAUGCAUGGGAUAAUUCCAAUUUUUUUCAAUAAUAUUUUAUCGGCUGAUUUGCGUGAAGGAAAAUUACGCCCAAAUGCCUCGGAUGACAAGCAUGAGAUUUGGUGCUUUAUUUUGGCUGUAAUCACUAGAUUGCUUUGCACUAUUGGAGGCAAAAAUGAAAAAUUCAUACAAAACGUAUUGGGAUUUAUCACUUUAUAUGGAAAGCAAAUACAAAAUGCAUUAUCUUGCGAAUCACCUAUUACGAUAGGAUUAUUAGAAGAAAUAGAACGUACAACAAUGUUACUAUAUGAGCUAUCAUUGUAUAUAACGCCAGAAAACUUUACAGACCCAAACGAAGUCUCUAUAUAUUAUGAGGACUUAUUAAAAUUGUUGUCAAAGAUCAAUUAUUUAUUCACCCAUCCUAAAACUGCAUCAAAAGUCAUAGUACCAACCACAAGACAGGAAAAACAAUUAUCAAUUCAAAAUUUCCCCAAAGAGAUUCAGUCAGCUCUUGCGGUCGUAUUAUCCAGCUCCGAAGCGAAAGACAUGAACAAAUUCUUGCAAUGUACACAACAAAAAUUUUUGACAAUUGUGAGAAACAUUCUAGCGACAUGUGUUAUCUUGACUAAAGCCGAAGAUAUCCUCGCUAAUUCACCUUCGGACGCUCUUGACUCAUUAUUAACAUUCGAUGCGUCAUCAAAAGUAGGAGAAAAAAUACCGGCCACUAUUCAAACCUUGAUCGAAUUAUCCAGCUAUGGAUUUACCAUGCUGAAAUUCUGGGAGCAAUGCUUAACGACCAUCACAGACAAUAAAAAAGGUGUUGAAGAAGAUUUGGCGUUAUGGCAAAUCACAUGGAACAAAGUACCAACGUUUUUGGAAACUAUUUUUGUGUUGACUUUAACACAGUUAGCUUUGGCAACCUAUACUGCACGUGAUGACAAUGUCAUACAAGAUAUAAUUCUUCAGGCAGCGGAAGUGAAAAGGCAUUUGACACGGGUUGCGGAUAUUGUUAAAGUAUUACAUGAAAAAGGGAAUGACGCUACUAAGGCAGACUAUCAGUUAUGGUCACUUUCUGUGGUGCUACGUGGAUUAAACCGUUUCAUGGAUUCUCGACUGCCCAAUGAUCUGUAG
Ambispora leptoticha is the source of this 5718-nucleotide messenger RNA. Lineage: Eukaryota; Fungi; Glomeromycota; Glomeromycetes; Archaeosporales; Ambisporaceae. The record is from the annotation of a GenBank genome assembly.